Kluyveromyces marxianus DMKU3-1042 is the source of this 3069-nucleotide messenger RNA. It is a transcript of the gene POL5, whose product is annotated as DNA-directed DNA polymerase. The transcript has a single exon. Gene Ontology annotation, biological process: regulation of DNA-templated transcription. The record is from RefSeq and is a predicted model, not a curated record. Bases 1 to 3069 code for a protein of 1022 amino acids. Gene Ontology annotation, molecular function: rDNA binding; transcription factor binding. Lineage: Eukaryota; Fungi; Ascomycota; Saccharomycetes; Saccharomycetales; Saccharomycetaceae. Gene Ontology annotation, cellular component: nucleolus.
AUGCAAGAGACAGUGGAACGGGUGAACCGGGACUUGUUCUACAAGGUGGCUUCGGAGCUUGAAAAGGAACGUCUAGAGGCCGCUAUCCAAUUGAUCAAUGAGAUCAGCAGCGUGGAUCCCGAAAGCGGAGCCAAGGAGUGGGAGUAUGUCCUAGAUAGGCUUAUUAAAGGUCUUGCGUCUAACCGUGGUGGGGCAAGACUCGGUUUCUCGAUGUGCUUGACGGAAGUCGUGGCACUAGCGUUGGAUAAGGGUGCUUUAUUGAGUAGCAUCGAUGAGUUUUUGGACAGGUUAGACCAAACUCUUGGUGGUAAGGAUGGCGUUAAGAACGGGAAGGAGGAGCGUGGCCUAUUGUUUGGUCAAAUGUUUGCACUACAAGCUCUUUUAAACGAGCCAGUAUUCUCCAAGGUGUUCUUGACCAAGUCCAAUUCAGGCCUAAAUAUCGAGUUUUUACUCAAGUUUUUGGAAAAAUUGAUCCAUUUGGCUCUUUUGAAGACCUGGUUGAGGGAGCCUUGUCUCUACAGUGUUUACCAGACUAUUCGUAAGUGUGAGCAAUGGUUACGCGAAGAUCCUGUGAGCAUUAAGCUUAUAUUGGGUCUCUUGGACGAAAACAAAUUGACCCUUACAAACGAGGGUUUGUCGAUCUACUUAAUGUUCAACAAUAUGCGUUCCAAGUAUGCAUCCAGUCUUUCUUUGAAAAAUGCAGGCUGGAAGAACAACGAUCCCUUGUCUAAGGGUAACGUUCAGUUGUUGGCAACUGUUCUUAAAGACGUGGUUCCAGUGGAAAAAUCAGAUUUAAAACAAAAGGGAAACUGGUCACCAAGAUUACACUACGUUUGGGACAUGUUACUUCCAUUACUUGAAGGUGAAGAAGAUCAGGAAGAGGAAACAGGACAUGUUUCCAAAAAGAGAAAGAAGAACUCGAAGUCUGGCUCGUCAUCAUCAGUUUCUGGGGACCGUUCCGGAAGAAUUUUGUUCCCUGAGUUCUGGCAAGCUGUUGUUGAUGAAUCUUUCUUCAACGAAAAGGCGUCCAACGAAAGAAAAUAUCUUGGGUUCCUCAUUCUAGAAAAGGCAGUCCAAAUAUGUUCUGCAAAGCAUGUCUCUGUGUUAUUGUCUCAAAAUAUUGUGAGAUGCAUAAUCAACCAAAGCCAAAACUCUCAAAGAAUGUUGAACAAAAUUGCAAAUCAGACACUAAAAACAAUCACUGCUGAAUGUGAAAAGACUCCUGAUAAAGUAGAACCAUUAGUUCGCGUGCUAUGGUUUGGGAAGAAUGGUACCAUCAACUUUGACAAGCUCUCAAAAAGAAAAUUUGUCGAUACUCUAUUGACAACGUCGACUUUGGACAAACAUAAUUUGAUGGAUCUGGUAACGCUCUUAAUAUCACAACUUCCAGAAGAUCAAUCAACCAACGAGAAGUUAAACUUGUCAAGGUUCAUAUUUGACACCCUGUUACACCUGACUAGGGCUCACAAGGCACGUGCAGAAAGUAGAUGGGUCAAGCCUAUUUUAUCGACCAUUGUCGAUGCAGCCUUUUUCAACAGUUCAGAGAAUACCAAAUUGUCUGAAUUAGCAAAAGAACGUCUAUACUCGAUCCUUGGAGAAUUGAUCAAUACUUCAGUAACGGAAGGUGAUGAUACCACAUCAUGGCCAUAUAUUGCUUUACAAACCAUUUUAGAAAAGCAAUCUUCCGGAUCGACACUUUCUACCGAUCUGGAUGAGGAAUUGAAGGCGAUUAGUAACUCUGCUGUACAAACGCUCACAGAUAUUCAUUCUAAAAAUAAGAAAAUGAAAAACUCCAAGUUGGGUGGAUUGGAACUUCUUCUUUCCAUGGCAAUUCUACAGUUGUACACUGGUGAUGAGGAAUCUGUCUCCAUUUUGCAAGACUUGAUAUCAUUCUACGAACAAUCUAAUGAGGAAUCCACAGACUUGGUCGGUAUUACUGAGAUCUUAUUGUCUCUUGUCGCCCAAAGAAAGUCGUUGUUGAAGAGAUUGAGUUUGAUUGUCUGGGAAUCCUUUGUACAAGAUAUCGGAGAACCAGAACUAGAUGUUUUGCUUCAAACUUUGACUGCCAGAGAAAACAAGCAAGGUUUUGCAGCUCUUUUCGAAGGUGAAGGUGAAGGUGAUGAGAGCAAUGAGGAAGAAGAUGACGACGAGGAAGAGAUCGAAGAGGAUGGUCUCGAAGAUGAAGAUGAAGAUGAGGACAUGGAAGACGACGAUUCUAGCAACGAUGAUGAGAUAUCAAGUGAUGAUGCUUCUGGAGAUUUAGAGAAGAUUGAAAAAGAGACAACCAGCGCUUUAGCUAAGGCAUUAAACUUGCCUGAGUCCAUAGUUGGAGAAAAUGGUGAGGUUCAGCUGGGACAAAUCGAUGAUGAAGAUGAUGACAACGAUGAUCUAAGUGAAGAAGAAGAAGAAGAAUCUAUGGAUGACGAAGCAAUGAUGCAGUUAGAUGAUCAACUAUCCCAGAUCUUCAAACGUCGUAAAGAGGCUUUGAAUACAAUUCCAACAGGUAACAAGAGAAAGUUGGAAGUCCAGGAAUCGCGUGAAAACGUUAUAUCUUUCAAACACAGAGUAGUUGACAUGUUGGAAAUCUACGUAAAGAGCGUUGAACAACUCGAAGACAAAACUGAAAAAUUGCAAAAUAUCUUGAUGAUAAUCAUGCCUUUGUUAGAAUGCUUGAAGCAAACUUUGGACAAAUCUUUGGCCGACAAAUGUGCCAGAUUGAUGAAAUUGAGGAUAUCCAAGUUGAAGAUUCAUAACAACAAGGGUUCGACUGCUGAAGGUGAUGCUCAAUCUCUAGCUCCUGCUAUUUGGGAUCUUGAAGAAGAUGUUCACAAGUUGAUGUUGACUUCGAAACCAGGGCAAUUCCAGCAACUAUUCUUCUCGACAUGUUCAUUGUCUUCGUUAUUCUUGGCCAAACUCUAUGUCACCUACGAUGGUCCAAUUGACGAACUAAUUGACUUGUACGCCGAGACUUCGAAGGUAUGGAUGAAAAAGGGUAAGUUCGCUGUGAAUUUCUUUAUCGAUUUCGCCAACUGGCUUCAAUCCAAAAGAGAAGUGAAAGGUGAAGACUAA